Molecule: messenger RNA, 916 nt
Organism: Ruditapes philippinarum (Manila clam)
Lineage: Eukaryota; Metazoa; Mollusca; Bivalvia; Venerida; Veneridae
Exons: 6
Coding region: 113-916 (267 amino acids)
Source: RefSeq, a predicted model, not a curated record
UUGCAGUAAGCAGCGCAACAAAUCAUUCCGAGAAUUUCUUCGAUUUCUUCAUAAAUAUUUUUUGGUAUUUUUUCUUCGAUAAGAACUUCAAACAUGUAGUACGUGUUGUGAAAUGUUCCUUUUAUCUCCAACCAAAAUGGAUUUAAAGUUGUUCAUCAUCUGUGUUUUUGUCAGCUUUUUAAAUACAGUAUCCCGUCAACAUCAGUUCAUGUACAAACCGACCGAGUUUCCAUAUUCAAGAUGCACUUCAAAUUAUCUGGGUCAAGUAACGUGUGAAAACCUUAAUAUCAGUAAAGAAAGACGAGACCAACAGAGUAUGUGGCCACCUGGGCCAUAUGCAAUACCAAUGUCCAAGUAUGGCUGUCCUGAGUCACAGUCCCGCGGAUGGUUUAAAAGUUUUUUGAAGUUGAACAUGGUCGUACCAAGUAACAGUUCUGACAGUUCCUCUACACUUUAUGACAGGGAAUCGGAGCGGAAGUCUUUAUUCGAAGACGAUGACUUUUUCAAACCACCUUUCAAAACGGAGGAUUUGAAGCUGUAUUUUUGCGUAAAAUACCGAAAUGAAACUAAACUUGAUCAAGGACAAUGGAUUCCAGGAAACUACAGCAUUUAUAAGAUUGGACAAACGUGUCCUUUAGAAUUUGAAGAAUCAAGCCGAACACUUCCCGUCAGAGACUUUGAGUCUUAUGGUAUUGUUCCUAAUAUUGAAGUUCCUAAUAAAGAAGUAUUGCUAAAAAGAUCUUGCUACAGAGAAAAGAAAGGAAUCAUUGCUGAGUGCUUCAAAGGAACUCCACUGAGAAAAGACGGGAAGGAAAGGGAUAAGACUGUUAUCACGAAAUUGCCAGAAAUGUUUUACAGCUCUAAAUUACUGCAUCAUAUGAGGAUUGACGAUAAGCUGAUUGGCAGUCAGUCUUAG